AGUGCGUCCUAUAGAGUGACAUCGCGUGUGUUUGUGUCACUAUCAAUGCUGCGCGUGUGAGAGUAAAGCGUCCUGAAUGGUCUGUGUUGCUGUUCACUUGACUGUGACCUUUGUUACCACUGACUGACCCACAGGAAGUAGGUGGAUUUACGGUGCUUCAGCUUUCAUUCAUGAUAUGAAGGGAAAGGACCCUAAAUCAGCAACACUCUCAGUGAAUAGAGCAACAGUCACACCAUGGAGACCACCACAGAGAGCUCAACUCUUUCUUCAUGGAGGGAAUGUUUUGUGUUAAGACGUGUGCGCAUGUUGAUCCCUGUCGGGUUCAAGGCAGAAGUCAGAGAGUUGUUUAAACUGGCUGGACCAGUGAUGAUAGCCCAGCUCAUGACUAUGGCUGUGGGUUUUGUCAGUACUGUUUUCUGUGGCCAUUUGGGAAAAGUAGAGCUGGCAGGAGUGUCUUUAGCCAUAACAGUUAUUAAUGUUACAGGUAUAUCUAUUGGCGUUGGUUUAGCAUCAGCGUGUGAUACACUGAUUUCUCAGACCUUUGGGAGUCGCAAUCUCCUGAGAGUUGGGGUCAUUCUGCAGCGGGGGAUCCUCAUAUUGUUACUGGCAUGUUUCCCCUGCUGGGCACUUUUUGUCAACACAGAGAACAUCUUGUUGGCGGUCAGACAGGAGCCAGAGGUCGCCAGGUUGUCUCAGAUGUAUGUGAAUAUCUUUAUGCCAGCACUUCCUGCUACAUUCAUGUAUUCAUUGGAAACAAAAUAUCUGCAAAACCAGGGCAUCAUAUGGCCAGAGGUUAUCACAGGCGUUGUGGUCAAUCUCCUUAAUGCACUCAUAAACUACAUCCUUCUCUUCCAAUUCAAUCUGGGAAUAAAAGGUUCUGCUGCUGCCAACACAAUUUCUCAGUUUUCCCUGGCUGGGAUUCUCUAUGCUUAUAUCAUAUGUAAAGGUCUUCACAAGGCCACUUGGGGAGGUUGGUCUAAAGAAUGCCUGCGGGAUUGGCGCUCAUACAUCUACUUGGCCAUCCCCAGCAUGGUCAUGUUGUGUGUUGAUUGGUGGACGUAUGAGAUUGGAGGUUUUCUAGCAGGUCUGAUAAGUGAGACAGAACUCGGAGCUCAGUCUGUUAUGUUCCAAGUAUACAAUGUUGCUUACAUGUUUCCUCUGGGGUUCAGUGUGGCAGGCAAUGUGAGAGUUGGACAUGCCUUGGGAGCUGGAGAAACAGAGCAGGCCAAGCGGUCUGCUAAAAUAGCAAUAUUCUGUGGAGGGUCAAUCUCUAUAUGUGUGGCAAUUCUGAUUGGGAGCUUGAAGGACCAUAUCUCUUAUGUCUUUACAAAUGAUGAACAAAUCAGACAGAAGGUUGCAGAUAUUAUGUCUUUUUAUGCUCCAUUCUUCACCCUAGAUGCAUUAUCAGCUACCUCAGGAGGCAUUAUAAGAGGAGCAGGUAAACAGAAAGUUGGGGCUGUUGUCAACACUGUGGGUUACUAUGGUAUUGGUUUUCCUAUUGGAGUGCCACUGAUGUUUGCAGCCAAAUUAGGAAUAAAGGGUCUGUGGACAGGCUUCUUAACAUGUGUGUCUAUGCAGUGCUCUUUCUUUAUUAUCUACCUGUUGAGGAUGAAUUGGAAGAAAGCAACACAAGAGGCUCAGAUCAGAGCUGGAGUGAGUGGAAGCUCUAUAGACAUGGAUUCCCAACCAGAUGAUUUGGGAGAGUCAGAGGGCCAAACAGAUAUGAUGGACCUGGUUGAGACUGAGGUGGAACCAGCAGUGGAAGACGAGCUCCCCUAUACUACUGUGGUUGUGCGUAGGGGUCUGGCUCUUGCUGGCAUGCUGUUCAUCCUGGCUGCUGGAGUCAUUAUUAACCUACUGGUAACCCACUAGGGUACAUGAACAUGAGCAAAGUCUGUUGUAUUCAGAGUAGCUUUGAUAUUAAGCCACCAGUGCACAAUGUGAUGCAGAUGUUUGCAUUACAUGAUGUCAAAGCAGGACCUGCAGUAGACAGGCACGACUGCAGAUCAGCAGAAAGCAGAUGGAAGGCACACAAAGAGAAAAAGUUCAUGAUCACCGAAUGAAUGCUUAAAGAAUUCAGUCACAAUAUUUCACAGCAAAUUUACCAAUUUUAUGUAUGUGUCCACAAGAAA
Molecule: messenger RNA, 2132 nt
Organism: Scomber japonicus (chub mackerel)
Lineage: Eukaryota; Metazoa; Chordata; Actinopteri; Scombriformes; Scombridae
Product: multidrug and toxin extrusion protein 1-like
Exons: 17
Coding region: 235-1872 (545 amino acids)
Biological process (GO): xenobiotic detoxification by transmembrane export across the plasma membrane
Cellular component (GO): membrane
Molecular function (GO): antiporter activity; xenobiotic transmembrane transporter activity
Source: RefSeq, a predicted model, not a curated record